AUGCUCUGGGCUGGACAGGCCAAGCGGACCUUGCGGGGCCAAGGGAUCAUUUGUUUGGUGAUAGCUCUACUUCUCCAGCACCCAGGAGUCCACAGCAAGUGCUACUUUCAAGCUCAAGCCCCCUGUCACUAUGAGGGGAAAUAUUUUACCCUGGGUGAGUCUUGGCUCCAGAAGGACUGUUUCCAUUGUACCUGUCUACAUCCCGUUGGUGUGGGCUGCUGUGACACGUCCCAACACCCCAUCGACUUCCCUGCUGGCUGUGAAGUACGCCGAGAGGCAGGAACCUGCCAGUUCUCCCUUGUGCAAAAAUCUGACCCUCGGCUGCCCUGCAAAGGGGGAGGACCCAACCCAGAGUGGGGUUCAGCUAACACUCCUGAUCCUGGAGCUCCUGUUCCCCACUCCAGCUAAACUGAUCACCCUCUGCCAACUGCUGCUGCCACUUGCAGGGAAACCACUAGCAGCUGCCAGUUUAUUCUGAAUAAAUAAAUUAAAGCCACAGCUGAAA
Molecule: messenger RNA, 505 nt
Organism: Elephantulus edwardii (Cape elephant shrew)
Lineage: Eukaryota; Metazoa; Chordata; Mammalia; Macroscelidea; Macroscelididae
Gene: MSMP
Product: microseminoprotein, prostate associated
Exons: 3
Coding region: 1-408 (135 amino acids)
Source: RefSeq, a predicted model, not a curated record